UAGAUUUUGAAUUGAUUCUUUUAAACUUAAAACCGCCAAAGAAUUUUUGGUAUAUAAGUACAAAAUAGUUCUAAAUUAAUAUGAAAACAGAAUUAUAGUUUAAAAAAUGGGAGUAAAGGAUCUAUGGUCCGUUUUAACACCACAUGCUGACAGAAAGCCUUUAUGUGAAUUACGAGGUAAAAAAGUUGCUAUAGAUCUGGCUGGCUGGAUCUGUGAAAGUUUAAAUGUGGUAGAUUAUUUUGUGCAUCCCAGACAGCAUUUGAAGAACCUAUUCUUUCGAACGAGUUAUUUGAUAUGGGAGGACGUGACUCCCGUUUUUAUCCUAGAAGGCCAAGCGCCCAAACUAAAGAGUCAAAUAAUUUCAAAACGCUCCGAGCAGCAAUUCCGUGGUGCCAAACCUAAACAAUCAACAGAAACUAAAGGAAAUAAUAAAGGGCGAACAAGAUUUAACCAUGUGUUGAAACAAUGCGAAACCUUGUUACAGUCAAUGGGUAUCCAAUGUGUUCAAGCACCAGGCGAAGCCGAAGCAUAUGGCGCAUUUCUUAACAAGAAAGGGCAGUUAGUUGAUGGAGUGAUUAGCCAGGAUUCAGAUUGCUUUGCUUAUGGCGCCAUUCGUGUCUAUCGUAAUUUUUCGGUGUCUACUCAGGGUGCCCAAGCAGCACAAGGCGGUGCAGUAGACAUCUAUGACAUGGAUCAAAUUAAAGGAAAAAUGGGUUCAUAUAAAUAUUUCGGGCAAAACAAAACUAUUGUAAUGGCACUACUCUGUGGCUGUGAUUACUGUCCUGAAGGGAUCGGUGGCAUAGGGCGAGAUGGUGUUUUAAAGUUAUUCAAUAAGUACAAAGAACAAGAAAUAUUAGAAAGGAUAAGAUCGUGGCGACAAGAAGAUAAUAAAUAUACUGCUUUGGAAAUGCGAGUUGAUGACAAAUUGAUUUGCAGCAAUUGCGGACACAUGGGACGUACGCAAAAUCAUUCAAAGAACGGAUGUGGAAUUUGCCACACUAAUCGUGGUUGUGAUGAGAGUUUGUGGAAAGAAGAACGUUUAUCUUUGAAAGCAGAACUUUCAUUACGUAAGAAGGCAAUGAUGGACCCGUUUUUUCCGUCCGAAGAAAUCAUUGCUGAAUUCCUCAACGAACCCUCCACGGUUCCCACUUUAACUUUAACUUGGAGACAGCCGAACGUAGUAAAAUUUGUAAAGCAAAUUGGACAUCUGCUGCAAUGGCCCGAAAUUUACUGCUUUCAGAAGUUCUUACCGAUUUUAACACGUUGGCAAGUACAAAAUUUAAGAAAGAUAAAAGAUUUGGAUGCAGUCGCUUAUAUAUCGAUAAAAGAAAUAGUGAAAAAACGAACUGUGCGAGGAGUAAUCAGCCUUGAAAUUGUUUGGGAGGAUGUGAAUGGCUUCUUCAAUGGUCUAAUACCAGAAAAUCAGCUGCAGGAAUUCGAAUCAGAAAAUACGAAGGGUCUUAUUGGACUUUGGAGCACAAUAGAACCAUUUUAUUUGGUUGAAAAUGCCUAUCCAGAAAUGGUAAACUCCUUCAUAAAAUCCAAAGAAAAACCACCAAAAACAACAAAAGGUCGCCGGAAGGGCAAAGCACUUGAUAAAGCCGUGCUAAGUUCGCUAGAAAAUUUAACCGACCUAAUAACUGCUACCGAAGAAGUAGCGAAGGGCAUCAAACCAAAAACCAAUCAAAUAAAGAAAGGUACAAGCAAAACAGGCAUUCAAUUGAUUGACAAAUUUUUUAAGCAUCAACAGGUAUCUGCUGAAAAUGUUACCCCUAUUAAAAAUCAAAGUCUAUACAGAAUAGCACAGUGUUCUACUCCUGUUACGAAAACUUUGCCAUCAGAUUUAGAAAGUGAUUGUGAUGAUUUAGCACAUGAAAUUUCAGAUAUAGUACGUGGAAUCGUUAAGGCUCCUGACCGAGUUGUCCAAAUUAAAACACAUAAAGGACAACUUUUACAUUAUGAACCGGUUACAGAAAAUUUAAGCAUUUUAAUUAACGAAUGGAGUAUUAAAGACGACCUGGACUUAAUAGCUCACAAAAGAAAUUUAUCAGUUUGUUCGUAUAAAAAUGAAAAUGGCACUCCUUUAUCGAAGCGAAUAUCCUUAGAUGACAGCUUUGAUGCUUUGGUAAAUGCGAAACGGCACAAGAUUCGUAACUUAACGGAAAAGGCGAAAAAAUUAAAUUUGUUGACCAACACAACAACCUCACCAAAACUUAAGUCACAUGUGGAUCGUUUUGUAGAACAACACUGUCCACAUACAUAUAGCUUAAAUGGCAGCGAGCAGCAUCAAAAUAAAAUAUUUAGGAAUGCAUCGUCGGAGAAUGAAGAUGUUGAAAAUAUAAGCUAUUUUUUUAAUAAAGGUAGUCGUGAAAACGAUGAAUUCGAAAAAUUAAUGGAUUUAAGCUUAGUAAAUAAACCAAGAACUACAUCGACGUGCAAUGCUCCAGAUGAUGUCUUAAUUAUAAAUGAAAGCAGUGACGACUGUUGAUAUAAUAUUUACUUUUAUCCGUUUUUUAUAAUAAAAUUGUUAAUAAAAAUAAUGUGAUUUUUAGCAUUAUUGUGAAGUCGAAUUUGUCAAUAGUAUAAUACACAUAAUAGUAUAUUCAAAUUUGCAUAUGCUGACCCAAAAUAAACUUUAAAAAA
Messenger RNA from Bactrocera latifrons, 2643 nucleotides. It is a transcript of the gene Gen, whose product is annotated as flap endonuclease GEN. The transcript is spliced from 6 exons. Bases 107 to 2488 code for a protein of 793 amino acids. NCBI's taxonomy places the organism in Eukaryota, Metazoa, Arthropoda, Insecta, Diptera, Tephritidae. The record is from RefSeq and is a predicted model, not a curated record. Gene Ontology annotation, molecular function: 5'-flap endonuclease activity; four-way junction DNA binding.